Messenger RNA from Daktulosphaira vitifoliae (grape phylloxera), 919 nucleotides. Its product is annotated as homeobox protein engrailed-like ceh-16. NCBI's taxonomy places the organism in Eukaryota, Metazoa, Arthropoda, Insecta, Hemiptera, Phylloxeridae. Gene Ontology annotation, biological process: regulation of DNA-templated transcription. Gene Ontology annotation, molecular function: DNA-binding transcription factor activity, RNA polymerase II-specific; DNA binding. The record is from RefSeq and is a predicted model, not a curated record. Bases 1 to 855 code for a protein of 284 amino acids. The transcript is spliced from 4 exons.
AUGGAUACAUCUUCCGAUUCUGAUGAAGUACAUCGUAUAAGUUAUGAACAACAGUCUUAUACUGUCUACGAUAGAAACCUAAUCAAAUCACCUUUAAGACAUUCAGAAUCAUCCAACAAUAGUAGUGCUGAUGAACCAUGUGCCAAAUCAUAUCACAAAUUUUCAAUUGAUCGUAUUUUGGGAAGAUUUAGUGCAAAUGGUAGUACCGUCACAGGCCCUGCGUCUUCAGAAUCAGACAGACCUUUUCAUGUUGAACCUUUGCGUGUGGGAUUUGAUAGUUUAACAGAACUUAACGGUCAAAGUCUUCCAUACUCAUCUUUAUUAUAUGGUGGAUGGUUUGCGGCGGCUGCUGCUGCUGUAGCUGCUAACAAGACUCCACCAUCUCAUUUAUUUGGUCUUCAAGCCCCUAAAACAGUAGGCCGAAGAUCCAGGAAACCUGGAUUAGAUAGGAAACCAAGACAAGCGUAUAGCGCCAAACAGUUAGAAAGACUAGAAGCCGAAUUUAAAACAGAUAAGUAUUUGAGUGUAAGUAAACGUAUGGAACUGUCAAAAGCAUUAAAUCUGACAGAAGUGCAAAUAAAAACGUGGUUUCAAAACAGAAGAACUAAAUGGAAAAAGCAAUUUGCAUCUAAAUUAAAAAUUGCGCAUAGACAUGGUUUGUUUCAUCCAGUGCAACAUUAUGCAAGUCUUUUUACUCCGCAAUGUUAUUUUCCAUCAUCAAGUAAUGUUUCACAAAAUUAUAACUGUGCUCUGUCACAACCAACUCAAACAUCACACGAUCAAACAACGGAUCUUAAUCUUAAGAACAAUUUGUUAGAAAGAAUUAAAAAAACCGAUGAUGAAUAUCAUUUAUGAAUUUCAUAUAAACUAUAUUAUAUUUUCAUAUACAGAUAGUUUUUAAUAAAUAAUUUUUAUUAAU